AUGGCGUCGUCAAGCAAGCUUGCUUCGGUGCCGGACGCCGAGCUGGACGCCUACAUCGCCGACCUCAUCGUACGCAAGUCCAAGACGAGGCACACCGGCGACUCCGUUCCAGACGACGUGGAGAGCAGCAGCGCACCGUCUCGCGUGCCGAACACAAACAAGCGGUUCUUGACAUCGGUGAUCCGCAAUGUCGAGGGGCACAAUCAGGCGCUGCUGCGGCAGCAGGAGCGAGAGGUCGAAAGAGAGGCUCGUCGUGCCAAGCGCGAGCACGCAGGUGAGUCGUCCAGACUGCGGGGCUGGUCGGACGACGAGCGCAGUCCGAGCAGCUCGUCAACCAAGCCGCAAGGCGAGGAUGGCCCGUCGAGCAAGAUGGAUCGGUAUUUUGACGAGGCGCCCUCGGAAGGCGCGAGAACAUCAAACCCACAACAGAGGGGCGAACGGAACCGCGCACCUCGGAAGGCGAAGCAAACGGCGCGAAGAAGGAACACGGUCAAAGUCAGAGCGGAAGGAGAGCAGCGGUCGGUCAAGGAAAAGGAGCGCAUCUCCUCCGCCGCCCAAGAAGGUCCGUGA
Kalmanozyma brasiliensis GHG001 is the source of this 570-nucleotide messenger RNA. RefSeq lists its product as uncharacterized. NCBI's taxonomy places the organism in Eukaryota, Fungi, Basidiomycota, Ustilaginomycetes, Ustilaginales. Bases 1 to 570 code for a protein of 189 amino acids. The transcript has 2 exons. The record is from RefSeq and is a predicted model, not a curated record.